Messenger RNA from Actinia tenebrosa (Australian red waratah sea anemone), 853 nucleotides. RefSeq lists its product as uncharacterized. NCBI's taxonomy places the organism in Eukaryota, Metazoa, Cnidaria, Anthozoa, Actiniaria, Actiniidae. The record is from RefSeq and is a predicted model, not a curated record.
UACGGUGGCCGACAACGGUCAUCCAAAGUCAAAACCACAAAAUUGGUAAAAUUGGUAAAGUCUAAAUUCGUUUAUACGCAAAAGUCAAAGUCAGUUCUUCUUUUCUCUAUUUUCGCUUUAUUGAUUUUCGCCUUUGUCAAUAUUCGUCUUUCCGACUUUCGCUUAGACGUGACUUUUCCUUUUGUGCAUUUUCACUUUUUGAAAAAAAACCGGCAGGCGUUACUUGCUCAAUACCUAAGGGAGACUGGCUACUUGUUCUCAGUCCCCCUCGUUUUAGUACGAACAAAAUGGCGGAUACAGAAGGUGAUUUGGAAGAUGUUGUACAAUUUUUGGAAAGGCAGAUCCAGUUGAAUAAACCCAUGAAGACGUUGUUAAAAAUUCUUCAGAUCAAAUGCAAUAUCACUUGCUCAGAAAGCAAACUCAGAAGGUUUCUGAGAGAAAAAGGAAUUGUUAGGCAUGACCCAAACCUUCGUCCUAAGGAUGUUCUUUUAUCCAUAAUAAAUGAAAUGGAUGGAAGUGCUUGCAAGUUAGGCUACAGAAUGAUGUGGACUCGACUUAGGAGAAGGGGAAUUCUGGUAAAAAGGGAUCAAGUAGCUGCCUGCAUGAAAGUUCUUGGAGCUGAGAAGCAAGCACCAGCACACAAACGCAAGCAUUAUCCUAAUUACUAUUYCAAGGGAACCAAAUUACACCUGGCACAUCGAUGGUAACGAUAAACUUGCAACAUGGGGCUUCUAUACCCAUGGUGCAGUUGAUGGUUAUAGCAGGAAGCUUUUAUGGCUUAAAGUAUUUGUCACAAACAAAGACCCUUGGAUUACAUUAAAACAUUUCAUGGAAUCAAUUGAGAAGAUUGAAG